CUGGCUAGGCUACAUCGCGCGCCUUGCAGGCCAAGAACAAGAAUGAUCAAAUGUCAAGGCGGUAGCUAGCGACCUUCACUGAUCGCGCUCCAAGCGUCGCCGAAGCUAAUGUGCUUGCACGCACCUUGAACCUGAUCGAUGGACCUGUCACGUUCCGUCGCCGUCCUCGUCCUCGCCGUCGCCAUCUGCUUCCCGUCCGCGUCCGCCGAGGACCAGCUGGCCGUCGGCGAGAGACUCCUUGAGGUGCAAACCCUCGUGUCCGAUGGCGGCGCCUUCGCUCUCGGCUUCUUCUCCCCGGACGACGCCGCCGGCCCCGCGAGACGGUAUCUUGGCAUAUGGUAUAACGGCAUGUCCGGGCCCCGCACCGUGGUCUGGGUGGGCAACCGGGAGGCCCCGGCCGCCGGCUCCCCGACGCUCGCGCUGGCCAACGACUCUAGCCUCGUCGUGUCCGACGCCGACGGCCGCGUGCUCUGGAGGACUCCCGGCUCGGGCGGCUCGUCCUCCUCGUCCUCGUCGCCGCCGCCGGCCCUGCUGACGAACGAGGGCAACCUGGUCGUCCGGUCGCCGAACGGCACGGUGGUGUGGCAGAGCUUCGACCACCCGACGGACACGUUCGUCCCGGGGAUGAAGGUGCGGCUGAGCCACCUAACGGGGGAGGGCAACCGGAUCGUGUCCUGGAAAUCCCCCGGCGACCCGGCGGCGGGGAGCUUCUCCUACGGCCUGGACCCCGGCACGUCGCUGCAGCUGCUCAUGUGGAACGGCACGCGGCCCUACUGGCGCACGCCCGUGUGGAAGGGGUACGCCGUCGCCAGCAUGUACCUCAGCGCCGGCACGGUACUCUACACGGCGAUCGUCGACACCGAGGAGGAGAUCUCCAUCGCCUUCACCCUCUCCGGCGGCGCGGCGCCCACGCGGUACGUGGUGACCAGCUCCGGCAGGUUCCAGCUCCUUAGCUGGAACAGCACCGUGUCGGCGUGGGCCACGCUCCUGUCGUGGCCGUCGAGCGGGUGCAGCACAUACAAGCGCUGCGGCGCGUACGGGUACUGCGACGUCACCGCGGCGCCGGCGGCGUGCAGGUGCCUCGACGGCUUCGAGCCGGCGAGCCCAACGGAGUGGGGCGCAGGCAGGUUCGAGCAGGGGUGCCGGCGGAAGGAGGCGCUGCCGCCUUGCGGCGGCGGCAUGGGGGUGGGUUUCGUGGCGAUGCCGACCAUGAAGGUGCCGGACAAGUUCUCGCUGGACGCCGGCAACCGGAGCGCGGAGGAGUGCGCGGCGAGGUGCGCCGCCAACUGCUCGUGCGAGGCGUACGCGUACGCCAACCUGCAGAGCAGCAGCGCCAAGGGGGAACUGAGCCGGUGCAUCGUGUGGGCAGGGGAGCUGGUCGACGCGCAGAUGAUCGGCCCGCGCUGGGGCGGCGAGACGCUCUACCUCCGCGUGCCCGUCGCUGCUGCUUCCACUUGGCCAGGUGGAAAGGCCAGCAGAAAUGCAGUGAAGAUUGCAGUGCCGGUGUCAGCAGCUGUGCUGCUGCUGACAUGCAUUUUAUUUCUAUGGUUCUGCAGAUUCAGAGACAAGAGAAGGAAAACCGAGAGCCAGAAGACGCUAAUGCCCGGGACAAGGACGGGGACCACAAACACGUCGAGCGAAAUCGGUGAAGGAGAUCACACCGGAGACCUCGAGUUCCCGUCCAUACGAUUCGCCGACAUCGUCGCCGCCACGGGCAACUUCUCCAAGGCCCUCAUGAUCGGCCGCGGAGGCUUCGGCAAGGUCUACAAGGCAAAACUAGACGGCGGUCAGGUGGUCGCUGUGAAGAGGCUGAGCAAGGAUUCAGAGCAGGGAGCAGAGGAGUUCAAGAACGAGGCGACUCUGAUCGCCAAGCUGCAGCACCGGAACCUGGUCCGCCUCCUCGGCUGCUGCACCGAGGGGGCCGAGAAGCUGCUCAUUUACGAGUAUUUGCCCAACAAAGGCCUCGACGCUAUCCUCUUUGACCGUGCUAGGAAAGCGGUGCUGGACUGGCCGACGCGACUAGGCAUCAUCAAGGGCGUGGCGAGGGGGCUUCUCUACCUGCACCAGGACUCCAGGCUGACGGUGAUACACAGGGACCUCAAGGCCAGUAACGUGCUGCUGGACGCGGAGAUGCGGCCCAAGAUCGCCGACUUCGGCAUGGCCAAGAUCUUCGGUGACAACCAGGUGAAAGCCAACACCCGGAAAGUCGUCGGAACAUAUGGCUACAUUGCCCCCGAGUACUCGACGGAGGGCGUCUUCUCCGUCAAGUCCGACGUGUACAGCUUCGGCGUGCUGCUGCUGGAGAUUGUGAGUGGCAUCAGGGUAAGCGCAACCGAGGGCAUCAUGGAGUUUCCCAGCCUCAUAAUCUAUGCAUGGAGCCUGUGGAGGGAAGGAAAGGCAGGGAAGCUGGUGGAUCCAUCCAUGGCAGGGGGCUGCUCACAGGAUGAGGCUUCGCUGUGCAUCCACGUCGGGCUUCUCUGCGUUGAGGACGACCCGAGCCGGAGGCCGCUCAUGUCGUCCGUCGUGUCCAUCUUGGAGAACGGAAGCGCGUCGUCGCUGUCCCUCCCGACGCCGGUGCAGCCUGCUUUUAUCGAAAUGAUGGGAGAGAAGAGCCAGAGAAGCGAUCUCGAGAACACCAGGAACACCAUGGCCAUGACAGUUCUGCAAGGCAGGUAGUAUGGUAUAUACAGUAGUAACUGCAACAUUCUUCACAAGGAAGCUGCACUAGUCCUAGUGUUCCAGUUUUUGUUUUUUUACUGGGGGAAACUCCAG
Messenger RNA from Aegilops tauschii subsp. strangulata, 2772 nucleotides. RefSeq names its product receptor-like serine/threonine-protein kinase SD1-8. Gene Ontology annotation, cellular component: plasma membrane. The record is from RefSeq and is a predicted model, not a curated record. Gene Ontology annotation, biological process: protein phosphorylation; recognition of pollen. Gene Ontology annotation, molecular function: protein serine/threonine kinase activity; ATP binding. Lineage: Eukaryota; Viridiplantae; Streptophyta; Magnoliopsida; Poales; Poaceae.